CGCAAGUAAACAGCGAUAUCGGAUCUCCUUUACCUUUUUCACUGGAAGUAAGGACACUAGAAACAAACAGCUAAGAUGCCAGUUGAUCUGAAUGGGUAUUGGAAAAUGAUCUCCAAUGACAACUUUGAGGAGUACAUGAAAGCCCUCGGUGAGUUGUUCCAGCAUCUUUCAUGGAGUUUUGGUGUGUGGGGACUCGAAAGUGCCGAUGCUCGAGGUUACUGGCACUGCGCUCUGCGGUCAAUAUUUGCGCUCUAGGCAUCAAUCAAAACCUAAACCAGACAUUUUAGCUAACAUUACCACAAUUAAUAUAUUGACAAAUAUAGAGGACUAUAGCUCAAAAUUGGUUUAUGAGCACUGGUAGAUACUUACUGUUAAUGACACAUUGGUUGUAACUUUGAAUCCUCUCAAAUUUUUAUUUAAAAAAAAUCUUAUUUUCAAAGGAUGUCUAAAAAGAGGUCAAGAUUUACUGCGUUGGAUCCAGUUAUAGUUUGGAUCCUACUGAAUAGUGCCUACUUUUCACUUAACUUAGUUUUUUGUUUUUAAUAGAGUUAAAGGGGUUAGGAGAGAAUGAGUGAUGUUUGGGAAGCCUUACUGGUCAUCAGUAUUAAACUCUCUUUCUCUUCUUUCCAUGGGGACCCAUCCAUCACACAGAUGUAAAUGUUGCCAUUAGGAAAAUUGCCAACUUGUUGAAGACCGACAAAGACAUCAGUGUUGAUGGUGACCACAUGGUCAUCAAGACCCUCAGUACAUUUAAGAACUACAACAUGGAUUUCCACGUUGGCAAGGAGUUUGAGGAGGAUCUGUCAGGGGUGGAUGACAGAAAAUGCAUGGUGAGUCUGUUGUUGUACAUUCAAACUAAAUUUUUAUUGGGUCAAAACAUCUUCCUGGAUAUAGACUGCAUGGUAACAAGGAGUAAAUGUGAUGUCUCGGUAUGAUUUGAUCAAUCAAAUGCCCUCUCAGAUUCGAAUGGCAGUCGUUAUGUGCUUACCCACACCUGACUGAGGUAAGACUGUGAAUACAAGGGGCCUUGAGUUGACAUUGAGGGGGGAAACGGUCGUUUGCUGCUUCAGAGGGAAUCAGCUGAAUAAGGCUAAAGACGCCUGAGUGCUGGGGAACACUUAUGCCUAUAGGGCCAAGCCGAGCUGCACUAAGCUAGCCUGGUUGAGCAUCCACCAUAGUUGCUGGAACUGCUUAAAAGGACAGCGUGAAAGGAAACAUAUCCAAGCCAGCACAGUACAGUUUGGGUCGGCCUCAGUGUGAAUCAGGCUAGUCAGGAUCUCUGAGAACUGAUUAUGAUCUGCAUAUUCUUCGCCCCAAAAAGAACUGCCCUUGUAAGCUUGUAGACUUAACUGAUUAUGAUCUGCAUAUUCUUCGCCCCAAAAAGAACUGCCCUUGUAAGCUUGUAGACUUAAUCCAAGCCCAUUAUAUGCUGACUAGAUCGGGCACGUGCGUGCGUCCUUGUGUGCCAUCGUGCACAUGCUGAUUUUGUCCAUCCACACCAGACGCGAUCAGGACACCCAGGUUGAACUCUGAACCAACUAUAUUCAUUUGGGGACAGGUCGAAACACAUGAAACAUUCAUGGCCAUUUAUCUAGCUAGCUUGCUGUUGCUAGUUAAUAUGUCCUGGGAUAUAAACAUUGGGUUGUUAUUUUACUUCAAAUGCACCAGGUCAUUUUUUUCUGGAUCUUUGUAGAAUUUUGACCCAUUUUGAGUCACACAAAAACGUGUGUUCUCUACUCCGACAAUUAAUCCACAGAUAAAAGGGCAAACCUAGUUAGUUUCUAGUAAUCGCUCCUCUUUCAGGAGUAUUCUUCUUCUUCUGUGGACUUUAUAUGGCGGUUGGAAACCAACUUAAAGGUGCAUUACCACCACCAACUGGACUGGAGUGUAGACCUCAGUUCAUCUUUCAAUCACCAACGCCCAAUGAGGAGAUGGGAGAGGCGGGACUUGCAGCGUGUCAAGCUUCAAAAAUAGAACUAAGUUACACUACUGAUCAAAAGUUUUAGAACACCUACUCAUUCAAGGGUUUUUCUGAAUUUGUACUAUUUUCUAAAUUGUAGAAUAAUAGUGAAGACAUCAAAACUAUGAAAUAACACAGUAGUGGUUUCUUUGCAGCAAUUCGACCAUGAAGGCCUGAUUCACACAGUCUCAGCUGAACAGUUGAUGUGGAGAUGUGUCUGUUACUUGAACUCUGUGAAGCAUUUAUUUGGGCUGCAAUUUCUGAGGCUGGUAACUCUAAUGAACUUAUCUUCUGCAGCAGAGGUAACUCUGGGUCUUCCAUUCCUGUGGCGGUCCUCAUGAGAGCCAGUUUCAUCAUAGCGCUUGAUGUUUUUUGCGGCUGCACUUGAAGAAACUUUCUUCUGUACACCCCCCCUACCUUGUCACAACACAACUGAUUGUCUCAAAUGUAUUAAGAAGGAAAGAAAUUCCACAAAUUAACUUUUAAGAAGAUCCCCUGUUAAUUGAAAUAACUACCUCAUGAAGCUGGUUGAGAGAAUGCCAAGAGUGUGCAAAGCUGUCAUCAAGGCAAAGGGUGGCUAUUUGAAGAAUGUCAAAUAAAAAAUAUAUUUUGAUUUGUUUAACACGUUUUUGGUCACUACAUGAUUCCAUAUGUGUUAUUCCAUAGUUUUGAUGUCUUAACUAUUAUUCUACAAUGUAGAAAAUAGUAAAAAAUAAAGAAAAACUCUGGAAUGAGUAGGUGUCUAAAUUUUUGGACUAUAUAUUUUGGCACCUGGCUACGCAGACAAGCAGUUUGGAUUAAAUGAUUGAAUAACAUAUGUGUAAAUGCAUUUUGUAACACGAGCAGUGUGGUCAUCAUGUUAUCCAUCACCUUGUGCUCUGCUGCGAGUAGGCUACAAUCAGGGAAUGAAAUAACGUAAUCUGUUAUUGACCAAUGGGCCAACUAUAUAAUGUUGUACCUUACGAUUUGUGAGUCCAAUUCAUAAAGACUUUAUUAUACCUUUAUGACUAUUUAUACAGUUGACUGCUGACUUGUUUAUGCCAUGAAAGAGCUGGUGUGUAUAAUAUCUGGUCAGUAUUGUGUAUAUAUAGUCAUAAUGACUUAGCACUAGGAGAACGCUACUAGGAGAACGCUCCUGUUGGUAUGAAUAUGAACUGGCUUGGUGUAGUGUUUUGAAAAUGCUGAUGGGUAGAAUGAUUCAUAUCAAAAUGGUUGACUCUCUGUGGAGUAGCUGGUUGUGAUAACAGUACAGGCACUGACCUGUAUAUAACUGCAUUCUCAUGUUUCUCAUUUUUUUUUGGGGGGGGGGGGAUUUCUCAUUUUUCUUAUCGGUAUUGUUACCUUAUUGUGCAUUGUUGGGAAAGAGCUUGCAACUUAAGCAUUUCACUGUACUGUUUUACACCUGCUGUAUCCGUGACUUCAACAACAUGGGAAGAAGAUCUCAUUCAAGUCCUUUAGCAUAUUAUUUUCUCCAUCAUGAAACAGUAAACUCAACAAAAUGCAUAUGUUUGCUAUGCUGAGAAAAGUGUGUGUUUGUUUGCAAGCUUCUGUUUGCAUGUGUGUUCCCUGUAAGUUGUUCUACAUACACAGUGAGGGAAAAAAGUAUUUGAUCCCCUGCUGAUUUUGUACAUUUGCCCACUGACAAAGAAAUGAUCAGUCUAUAAUUGUAAUGGUAGGUUUAUUUGAACAGUGAGAGACACAAUAACAACAAACAAAUCCAGAAAAACGCAUGUCAAAAAUGUUAUGAAUUGAUUUGCAUUUUAAUGAGAGAAAUAAGUAUUUGACCCCCUCUCAAUCAGAAAGAUUUCUGGCUCCCAGGUGUCUUUUAUACAGGUAACGAGCUGAGAUUAGGAGCACACUCUUAAAGGGAGUGCUCCUAUUCUCAGUUUGUUACCUGUAUAAAAGACACCUAUCCACAGAAGUAAUCAAUCAAUCAGAUUCCAAACUCUCCACCAUGGCCAAUACCAAAGAGCUCUCCAAGGAUGUCAGGGACAAGAUUGUAGACCUACACAAGGCUGGAAUGGGCUACAAGACCAUCGCCAAGCAGCUUGGUGAGAAGGUGACAACAGUUGGUGCGAUUAUUCGCAAAUGGAAGAAACACAAAAUAACUGUCAAUCUCCCUCGGCCUGGGGCUCCAUGCAAAAUCUCACCCCGUGGAGUUGCAAUGAUCAUGAGAACGGUGAGGAAUCAGCCCAGAACUACACAGGAGGAUCUUGUCAAUGAUCUCAAGGCAGCUGGGACCAUAGUCACCAAGAAAACAAUUGGUAACACACUACGCCAUGAAGGACUGAAAUCCUGCAGCGCCCGCAAGGUCCCCCUGCUCAAGAAAGCACAUAUACAGGUCCGUCUGAAGUUUUCCAAUGAACAUCUGAAUGAUUCAGAGGAGAACUGGGUGAAAGUGUUGUGGUCAGAUGAGACCAAAAUCGAGCUCUUUGGCAUCAACUCAACUCGCCAUGUUUGGAGGAGGAGGAAUGCUGCCUAUGACCCCAAGAACACCAUCCCCACCGUCAAACAUGGAGGUGGAAACAUUAUGCUUUGGGGGUGUUUUUCUGCUAAGGGGACAGGACAACUUCACCGCAUCAAAGGGACGAUGGACGGGGCCAUGUACCGUCAAAUCUUGGGUGAGAACCUCCUUCCCUCAAACUAGGGCAUUGAAAAUGGGUCGUGGAUGGGUAUUCCAGCAUGAAAAUGACCCAAAACACACGGCCAAGGCAACAAAGGAGUGGCUCAAGAAGAAGCACAUUAAGGUCCUGGAGUGGCCUAGCCAGUCUCCAGACCUUAAUCCCAUAGAAAAUCUGUGGAGGGAGCUGAAGGUUCGAGUUGCCAAAUGUCAGCCUCGAAACCAUAAUGACUUGGAGAAGAUCUGCAAAGAGGAGUGGGACAAAAUCCCUCCUGAGAUGUGUGCAAACCUGGUGGCCAACUACAAGAAACGUCUGACCUCUGUGAUUGCCAACAAGGGUUUUGCCACCAAGUACUAAGUCAUGUUUUGCAGUAGGGUCAAAUACUUAUUUCCCUCAUUAAAAUGCAAAUCAAUUUAUAACAUUUUUUACAUGCGUUUUUCUGGAUUUUUUUACUGUUAUUCUGUCUCUCACUGUUCAAAUAAACCUACCAUUAAAAUUAUAGACUGAUCAUUGCUUUGUUAGUGGGCAAACGUACAAAAUCAGCAGGGGAUCAAAUACUUUUUUUCCCUCACUGUAUGGUCGUGCACACUCUGUGUGUGUGUGUGUAGGUGGGUCAUGUUCCUAACUGACAGUAGAAUGCAUAAUGGUGUCUCUCCUCUCUUCCCGUAGACCACUGUCUCAUGGGAGGGGGACAAGCUGGUGUGUGUUCAGAAGGGAGAGAAGGAGGGCCGAGGCUGGACCCAUUGGGUGGAGGGAAAUAUGCUUUAUUUGGUAAGAGAGUCUAUUCAUUCAUUUCAUUUGAAUGCAAGUCUACUUCCUCAGUUCCUGAUUUCACUUUUUGUCACAACAGAUCUCAGAUCAGGUGAUUUAAAACAUGUAUAUAAAAAGAUAGGCUAUAGAAAAAAAUAGCAGAGAUGAAAACUCCAGUUUUUGUUCAAAUAUAGCUGGUUUCUGGCUUUGGUAACAUCAUAAACAAGAUUUGAACAAAGCAUGAACCACUAGGGAAAAUGCUUCAUGACUAAAUUCAUAAACUUUGUGGAUAGGAUUGGAGUCUAAAGACCCUUAAUGGAAUUGGCCCCUUAUAGUGCACCCCAGGUUAACUCAUACACACAAAUAUUAGUACAUUUAUUGACCUCUACAAUGACUUCAUUACCUUGUCAUUACCGAUUUUCAUUGCUAUGAUUAUUGUAAUUAAAGCUAAAUAAAAGGCAUUUGACUGCCAAAUUAUUUAGUCAAAGUGAAUCCAACAGAUGUUCGCAAUCUGUGGCCAAUAAAUUAUUAGUUGGCAAAGCGGCUCCCUGUAGUCACUAAUCCCCGGAUUCACUGAACAGCAGUGGCCUCUGGUGGUUAGAAAUAGAACUGCAAGUACAAGUGCUUUGCCUAUGGUUAUUCUCCAUAAAGAAUGAAUCAAAGGGAUUUGUAAAAAAUCCUGUUCAAUCUCUUGAUGGAACAUCAUUUUACCUUCUGUUCUCCCUGCAGGAGCUGAGAGUUUGUGGAGUUGUGUGUAAGCAGGCUUUCCAGAAAACCUAAACCAGCACUGGAACAACAGAACGGCGCACCCGACCUGAGAGCUCAAGACAGACAUGAACAUUGCCCGAGCCUGUGACAGAGAACCCCCUAUUGCAAUCAUCCGUCUUCCCAUCCAUCCAUUCAUCCUUCCUUAUUUCCAUCCAUCCUUUUACAUUUAAUUCCAUCAAGACUGUUGCCUUGCCCCCCUCAAACUAUCCACAACAGGGGUGAUGUAACAAAAAGGAAAACAACUGUUCAUCACUGUACUGUAACUCUGUCUCAUGUUAUAUGUGUGUGUACGCAUUUGCACUGUGGUAGUUGUGGUAAGCUUUGUGAUUAGUGCCUCAAUCUCUGAUAAUGCACUGGACUGAUAACUGGGGGUGAACUUGACCAGUACGAAGGAAGGUUUCAAUGUAAAGUCAACUAAUAUUUAGGCCAAUAUUAAUUCAAACACACACAUUUUAGGAUGCAUAAAGAAAUGACAAAUCUGUAUAGAAAAGAGUGAAGUAAAGAAUACAAAUAAAUGUA
Molecule: messenger RNA, 6618 nt
Organism: Coregonus sp. 'balchen'
Lineage: Eukaryota; Metazoa; Chordata; Actinopteri; Salmoniformes; Salmonidae
Source: the annotation of a GenBank genome assembly